UCUCUCCUCAUGCGCUGCACUUUACUCCACACUCACAGCCGUGCAUGCUGCAGGAAUUAGCCACAAUCCCCCGAGCAGGAACAUGCUGAGAGUGCGCUGUCUGAGAGGAGGGAGCCGAGGAGCCGAGGCCGCUCACUUAAUCGGAGCCAUGAUCGGUCGUACGGCGUCCCGCUGGGUUCAGAAGGCGUUUCAGAGCUCGAGCUCGGCCGCCGCCGUGAGAUCCCACGCGGCGGAGGACGCGGCCGUUACCGAGCCCACGCCUGACGACUGUCCGGUUUGUACUUAUAACGAGUGGGACCCGCUGGAGGAAGUGAUUGUAGGGCGCGCGGAAAACGCACGCGUCCCUCCGUUUACUGUAGAGGUCAAGGCCAACACGUACGAGAAGUACUGGCCAUUUUAUCAGAAAUACGGAGGGCAGACAUUCCCUGAAGAGCACCUGAAGAAGGCCAUUACUGAAAUCGAGGAAAUGUGCAAUAUCCUGCACCACGAGGGCGUCGUCGUGAGGAGACCCGAACCCAUCGACUGGUCCGUCGAGUACAAAACCCCCGACUUCACGUCCACAGGUAUGUAUGCAGCCAUGCCACGGGACAUCCUUCUGGUUGUGGGGAAUGAGAUCAUCGAGGCUCCGAUGGCGUGGAGAGCUCGUUUUUUUGAGUAUCGUGCUUACAGGCCACUCAUUAAAGAAUACUUUAGACAAGGAGCAAAGUGGACCACGGCACCUAAACCCACCAUGGCAGAUGAGCUAUAUGAUCAGGAUUACCCAAUCCGUACAGUAGAGGACAGACACAAGCUGGCUGCAGAAGGGAAGUUUGUUACUACUGAACAUGAGCCAUGUUUUGAUGCUGCUGAUUUCAUCCGAGCUGGAACAGAUCUGUUUGUGCAGAGGAGUCAGGUGACUAACUUCCUGGGGAUCGAGUGGAUGAGGCGUCACCUCGAACCCACCUACAAAGUGCACAUCAUCUCCUUUAAGGAUCCAAACCCCAUGCACAUCGAUGCCACCUUUAACAUCAUUGGACCCGGGCUGGUGCUGUCCAACCCAGAUAGACCGUGUCGUCAGAUCGAGAUGUUUAAGAAGGCCGGAUGGACUGUGGUGCAUCCACCAACACCUUUAAUUCCUGACGAUCAUCCACUCUGGAUGUCCUCCAAGUGGUUGUCCAUGAACGUCCUGAUGCUGGACGAGAAGCGUGUCAUGGUGGAUGCUAAUGAGACUACUAUUCAAAAAAUGUUUGAAAAUCUUGGUAUUAAGACGAUUAAAGUGAACAUCCGUCACGCUAACUCCUUGGGUGGAGGUUUCCACUGCUGGACUACAGACGUCCGGCGCAGAGGAACACUGCAGUCCUACUUCCACUAAAUCUGCCAGAAAACUAGCAGUUUUAAUCGAGUUCGCGUUCACGCAGCAUGUGAUGAGGAAUAAUCCGUUUACAGUCAGGUCCGAGUGUGCAAACUAUUAUAACUUUUUUAAUCUCACCAAAUUUCCACUGAUACAAACACGUCUGUAACACGUCUGUAACACGUCUGUAACACGUCUGUAACACGUCUGUAACACGUCUGUAACAGAAAUAGAUAUGUUUCCAUUUUAUAUAAUUAAUGAACCUUAUUUUGUUCACUCAGGAGUUUAGGCCUGGCUGUAAGUUAAUACGUCUUAAUUUCUAUUUAAUUUCUUUUUAUUUCACUGAAGUUCUGCUCUCAGCAUCACAGUGACAACAAACGUGGCCAGGAAAUAUAUAGAAAAACAUACAAAAGUUACUACCUCCUUUUUAUAACUAAGGACACAUUUAUUUCUUAAACAAUUCUAACAUGGAUUUUAUAUAUAUUUUUUGUAAUAGGUCAUUACACACUCAAUUAUCUUACAAUCUUUUUUAAAUAAAAAGUUGUUGAGGUAGUUUCCGGGCAAGAGGAGACGCUGCUGAGGUGAGGCCCAGCAUUGUGGGUCUGUGUCUCCCCCUGCUGGUCAUCACAGGCACUGCUCCCAAUCUCUCUCUCACACACACACACACACACACACACACACACACACACACACACACACACACACACACACACACACACAUACACACACACACACACACACACACACACACACACA
This is a messenger RNA of Tachysurus fulvidraco (yellow catfish), 2086 nucleotides long. RefSeq names its product glycine amidinotransferase (L-arginine:glycine amidinotransferase) (gene gatm). The transcript is spliced from 9 exons. Gene Ontology annotation, cellular component: mitochondrion. The record is from RefSeq and is a predicted model, not a curated record. NCBI's taxonomy places the organism in Eukaryota, Metazoa, Chordata, Actinopteri, Siluriformes, Bagridae. Bases 83 to 1351 code for a protein of 422 amino acids. Gene Ontology annotation, molecular function: amidinotransferase activity.